AUAUUACCCUUGCUUUUUUUCCCAACAAAAACACACAUUUACACCAUAAAACACACACUUAUCUCUCAAGAUUUUUGUGGGUCUUCUUUGAGGUCUGGGAAAAGCUACAACAGGAAGAGGGUUUGUUUGAACCAAAUUCAAGAAAAAGAUUUGUGUUUCUUUUUUUCUCUGCUUUGCUUCAAGUGGGCAGUGAAGAGUACCAAAAGUUGCUCAGAUUCUCUGAAUGGGGUAUCUUUUUCUCUUCCUACUUUUGGUUGUGUGUUUUCCUCCAACUAGGGUUUGGUCAGAAUGAAUCAUGAAAUGGAUGGAGGGCUUAUUUAUGAUACUGAAUCAAUGUUCUUUUUCUCCUGUGCCUAAAUUAACUGCUCCCUGGACACUUUUCUGAGCUCUUUAAUGAGUUUUCUCGUCAUUGGGGAAGCAUCUCUUGUAUAAAUUAGGGAGUGUUUAAUUUUACCCAUUUCAAUUCCAAUGAUCCCUUCGGGAACAGUGGUGUCUAUCUUUAAUUAUUAAUUUUCUAACCUUUUGUUUCUUCACUCUCAUAAAUUUUAAGUUGGGGUCUCCUUAAUUACUUCAAUUUUCUCAUGGUACAGUUGCUUUUGUAGUUUAUUCAGCUUCAUCUAAGUUGUUGCUUUGAUUUGGGGCUUUAAUCAUCUGGGAUUUUCUUGUUAUUGGAGUUGAUUGUGUAUAUUGCUUGAAAAUUAGGGCUUUUUUUCUGGGCGGCCAAUCUUUUGUGAUUUUGACCUUUUUCUUGGGUUGUUUGUGAAAAAGAGAGACGAUAUAUGGCUGGGGAGGAUGAAAUUGAGGGGGGAAACAGAGAUGAAGAACAAGUACAUUUCCAUUCAGCCAAUUUAUCCUCAGAUUGGCCAUUUAAUGGCCCUAAUGAUCUUACAAAUACAUCAAUGAGCAUGAUUACCUCAAGCAACCCCAUGAACAAUACUUCUUGUUCUUCAGCUCCUAUGAUUGACUCCUUUUGCCAUACUGCUCCCACCGUUUGGGAUCAUCAUCCAACAAAUUCACAAAACCUAGGAGCUUUCUGUGACAUGAAUUUGCAAAACAAUGCCGCCACUUCAUCAUCCUCACUUGGGUUCAGAAAAGGAAAUCUUGUCCCUGCAAGAAAUCUUGACAUGUGUUGGGCUCCAGCAAAUUCCGCCAUAAAAAGGGGUGGGAUGUUCUUGCCACCGGCUGCUUCCAACAUUCUUCCUCACAGCUUAUCUCAAUUUCCAGCUGAUUCGGGUUUUAUUGAGAGGGCAGCCAGGUUGUCAUCUUUCAGUGCAGGUAAUUUUGAAGAUAUGAUAAACCCUUUUGGCAGUGUACCUGAAUCAUCUCUGAGUCCUUAUUCUAGUAGGGCUAUGCAAGGCCAGCCACAAGAUGGUUUUGUAGGGAACGGGUUCAAAUCGGCAUCUGCCCAAGGAUCUAAAGAUAUGCCCCUGGUUGUUGACUGUGGGGGGGCCAAUGAUGGAAGUCAAUCUAAGAAUGAAAGGCAGAGUGAGAGCUUUGUGAGGUCUGUUCAUGAAGCAAAGCAAGGUGGAUCUGGUUUCUCCGGAAAUAAUGUGGCCAGUGAAGCUGAAUUUAGUGAAGGUGGUGGUGGUCAGGAUGAUAAUUCUAAUGAGGGACUUGACUCAAAGAAAAGGAGAAGAGGUGAUCAGGAUACCGAUUACAAUCAAGUCAAACGAUCUCCACAAACACCUAGUGAAGCUACAAAGAACAACACUGAAGUUCAACAAAAGGGUGACAACAAUCCAAAUUCGGUUGCUAAUAAGUCGAGUGGGAAACAUGGUAAGCAGGUGUCGCAAUCAUCUGAUAUACAGAAGGAAGAGUACAUUCAUGUAAGGGCUCGAAGAGGCCAAGCUACCAAUAGCCAUAGUCUUGCAGAGAGAGUGAGGAGGGAGAAGAUCAGUGAACGAAUGAAGUUCCUUCAAGAUCUUGUCCCUGGAUGCAGCAAGGUCACAGGCAAAGCGGUUAUGUUGGAUGAAAUCAUUAACUAUGUACAGUCACUACAACGACAGGUUGAGUUUUUGUCGAUGAAGCUUGCUACUGUUAACCCUCGGAUGGAUUUUAACAUUGAAGGGCUCCUUGCAAAAGAUAUGCUUGAAUCACGAGGGGGGUCUUCUGGUACACUUGGGUUUGGUCCGGAUAUGGCUAUGCCUUAUACUCCAAAUUCAUCACAAAUGGCAAUCAUGCAAGGCGGACUUUCUGGUCUAGGAAGCUCUUCAGAUGCAGUGCGGAGAACAAUCAAUUCCCAUUUGAUGGCUGUUGGAGGUUAUAAAGAUCCUACAUCCCAGACAGGUACCUAGUUCAUGGGACGACGAGCUUCACAACAUUGUCCAGAUGGGAUUAAAUCCUAGUACCCCCAUCAGCAGCCAAA
Molecule: messenger RNA, 2365 nt
Organism: Cynara cardunculus var. scolymus (artichoke)
Lineage: Eukaryota; Viridiplantae; Streptophyta; Magnoliopsida; Asterales; Asteraceae
Product: transcription factor bHLH49-like
Exons: 7
Coding region: 780-2294 (504 amino acids)
Biological process (GO): regulation of DNA-templated transcription
Cellular component (GO): nucleus
Molecular function (GO): protein dimerization activity; DNA-binding transcription factor activity
Source: RefSeq, a predicted model, not a curated record